AUGAGUGUAAUAAUCCGAAGUAUAAAAGUUGUUAAUAUUACGAUCUGUCUCUUGUUUCUGAUUGGUUGUUAUGUCAAACUUCACGUUAACAGCGAAACUCCGUCAGAUAAUCCCAGGACUGAUUUAACAGUCGUAGACGCAGAUGAUGAUGAAGAUGGUGUAGUGACAGUAGAAGAAAGUAACGGUGAAAUACCGUACGAUAAACUCAAUGUAUUUAUUCCAACUAAACAAUGGCAGACUGUACAACCAGGUCAAGCCAUUCCUGCUGGGUUACACGUUAGAUUAAAUAUGAAAACAGGAGAACGAGAAGCCAAAUUAAACGAGGGAGAUACAAAACCUAAAUAUUGGAAAUUAGGAGAAAAACAAGGAAUGGUUAAUUCAGAUAAAAAGACGUUUACAAGAGAUGAAUUAAAAAGAGCUUUAAAAGAUUUUAAAUCUGAAAUUAUUGAUGAUGAUUCUAAACAGACUAGUGGUAAUUUUAAAAGUUAUAAAGAAUUAAAAGAAGAUUUUAAAAAGUUAAAUAUUGGUGUAAAAACAGAUAUUGAGAUAAUAAAUGAUCUAUUAGAGAAAUUAAACCAAGAAAAACUUGAUACAGAAUCUCACAAAUUUAUUCUGAGUGACUUGGAAUAUUAUCUUCAUCAGAUUGAUAAUGCUGUAUAUUUCUGUGAUAUUAGGGGUAUGGAGUUAUUAUUAAAAUAUUUAAACAGUACGCAGGAUGAGAUUCGAUCUGAAACAGCUCUAGUUAUAGGUUCAGCUUUACAAAGCAAUCCCAAGGCUCAAAUAUCGGCAUUAGAAACUGGACUGAUGCAGCCUUUAAUACGAUUGAUUUCAUUGGAUAAAUCUACAGCAUUGAGGAAACGUUAUUUGUAUGCCUUGUCCUCAUUGGUUCGUCACUUUCCCUACGCCCAAUUAAAAUUCGUACAAUACGGAGGGCUGUCUGUGUUUAGUAAACUAUUUGAGGAGAGUGGAACAGAAAGUUUACAAAUUAAAGUUAUAACUCUGUUAAAUGAUUUACUGCAAGAAAAAAUUUUAACAGAGAAUGACCCACAAGACAAUCAAAAUUACAGAGAAAAAUUAAAACAGUAUCAAAAAGUGAAUGUAAAAGAUGAGAUGAUAAAGACUGGUUGGUGUAAAUUAAUACCUUCGUUACUAGAACUUCCUGAUCACGAUAGUCGCGAAAAAAUUAUCAUUGCCAUGACAACAUUACAGACAUCAUGUUGGAAUGAAUUUGUAAAAUAUCGACCAGUGUUGACGAGGUUGUCGAAAGAGUACGAGAGAUUAUCUCAUGAAGAUGUCACAGAUUCUUAUUUUACAGAUCUUCAAAAAAUAAUUCAAAAUUUACUGGAUAAUUUAAAUAAGAAGAUUGAAUUAUAGUAUCUUGUUGUACAAUGUAUUACAUAUCAUAUUAUUUAUCUUCAGUCUUUAGGUCUGUCUUCACUAGUCUCAUCUUUUACAAAUUCCUUUCCCUCAUUGCACACUGCUAAUCUUCAUUAGCUCAAGUGACUCUUAAUCAUUUAUAUACUAUUAUGUAAUAACAAAUAAUAAUCAUGUAUAAAUGUUGUUUUGGAUUUCGGGUUUUGUUUUACUGUUCGGAUUGUUAAUUCUUGAUUUAUUUAUAUCAGGAUAAUAUUUUUGGUUUUGAGGUCUAUGUUAGAAGUACUACAAAUUCCUAAUUUAACAUUGAAACCUUUACUUUAGUGAUCACCACUUUAACAUUGUGUCAGUGUCUUCUGUUGAAUAGUUACUUAUUAUCAAGCUAUUAUGAAUUUUGUCUUGUACAUCUUCACAAUGUCAAGCUAUUAUGAAUUUUUUCUUUUGUAAUAAAUUGACAUUGUGAAGAUGUCACCAUUGCUGUUUAAUCGUGUAAAAAUAUCUGUAUCUAAUAUGUUAGUAAAAAUAAUCUCUUUUAUUA
This is a messenger RNA of Lottia gigantea (owl limpet), 1912 nucleotides long. RefSeq lists its product as hypothetical. The record is from RefSeq and is a predicted model, not a curated record. The transcript has 9 exons. Lineage: Eukaryota; Metazoa; Mollusca; Gastropoda; Lottiidae. The coding region runs from base 1 to 1374 and encodes 457 amino acids.